Messenger RNA from Chironomus riparius, 2520 nucleotides. Lineage: Eukaryota; Metazoa; Arthropoda; Insecta; Diptera; Chironomidae. The record is from the annotation of a GenBank genome assembly.
AGAUUGGCAGCAAAUUUUAAAGCGUUCGGACGUCUUUUAUUCUUUAAAAAGUUACAGAGUGUUAUUAAAAUGUGGUUCAAACUCAUUUACAUAGCUAGUUUUUGUAUUUUAUAUGUAGUGAGUAGUCCAGGUGGUGCACCAUUGACGGCUUGUGAUUCGAUGAUGCCAAUUCAUGGUGGAUUUCAAGAUCAACUUGGGGAUCUACCUGUGAACGUGAUCAUUGAAUCAAUUAUUAUUUCUGGUCAACUAAUAUCAAUCAGAAUCGAAGGAACUGACAUUCUUCAGUCAUUUGGAGGAUUUUUAAUUCAAGCUAUAUCAGAGAAUGAGGAACUAAUUGGAACAUUUCAUUUAUCAGAAAAUGUCAGAGUGAUUAAUUGUAGAAAUAUUUCUGGAUCAAGUGCAACCCAUACAGGCUCCGCCCAAAAAACAGCAGUUGAUAUCAUUUGGGAAGCACCAAUUACUACGGAACUAAUUGUAUUUAAUUUUUUCAUCACGAUUGCUGGAACUUUUCAAACAUUUUGGGCUAAACGGAGAACAUCUUUACAAUUUGUAAUUCCACCGAGUUUGGUACCGACUGAAAAUCCAAUAAUUCCAAUUGAUCCAACACUCCCAAUAGAGGAAGACCUUACAAUUUACGAUGGAUGUGGAGAUACAAAAGUUUGCUUUGGAGUUCCUGAUAAUUGUUAUUUGGGUAGAAUGUGUGAUAUAUUGGGUGCUGUGUCUUAUGAUAAUCAUAAUUUCACGUUUGAGUUGCUUGCACAAGACAGCCACGAAUAUGUUGCGAUGGGCUUAUCAAAUACAAAAAGUAUGGGAGAUUCAUCAGUAAUUGAGUGUGUCAGAAGUGAUCCAUAUAAAUCAUUUGCAUCAUGGACACUUGGUAAUGUUGAAGCUCAACGAACUACUGCCCAAGAUUAUAUUGAGCUAGUAGAAGGGAUGUCCAUAAAUGGAAGAGUUUACUGUAAAGUUCAAAGAAAAGCUUUCAGUGCCGUCAAAGGAGUGGAAUUUGAUUUAAUAAAUAAUAAAUAUUAUUUGUUACUCGCUAGUGGACCACUCGGUGAGGGAAAUAACAUUGCUAAGCACGAAAAUCAUGGAAUAUCAUUUUCACCAGUCCAAUUGACUGUUCCACAAUAUGUCAGACAGAAUGAGCCACAGAAUGUUUUCAUUUUAAUCCACGGCUCUUUCAUGAUUGUCUCUUGGAUUGGACUUACAUCUAUUGGCAUCGUCUUUGCUCGAUAUUUUAAGAAGUCAUGGACGAAUAAAAAAGCUUGUGGACAGGAUGUCUGGUUCAUCUGGCAUGUAAUUUGCAUGUUUUUAUCUUGGACUUUAACAAUAGCUGGAUUUAUUGUAAUUUUUGUGUAUCGUGGAGAAUGGAGCACAUCAGCACAUGCAAUAAUUGGAUGCAUAGUGCUCGGACUUACAGUUAUACAGCCAAUCGGUGCAGUUUUUCGCCCCGAUGCAAAUUCUAGAUCGAGGUCACUUUUUAAUUGGCUCCAUCAAGCGUUUGGAAACAUAACUCAUGCAUUGGCCGUAAUUACGAUAUUUUUCGCUGUUAGAUUUCCGGAAGCUAGACUACCGCACUAUACGCUAUAUAUUUUAGCAGCAUUUGUUUCAUUUUAUCUCAUCAUGCACAUAAUAUUCACGGCCGUGGAUAUACGUGGAGAUAUGAAGAGGAAUAAAAAUUCGAGGACAAAGAAUUCGAAAACUAUGCCUUUCCAAAUCAUACAAAAGACACUGCUUGGAUUCUUUAUCAUUUCAAUGAUGAUAUUUGUGAUAGCUUUAUUAUUAGUUUUCACACUAGGUUUUGAAGACUAAUGAAUGAUAGAGCAUGCAUGAUAAAAUUCGGUUCGAUAAGUAAAGUCAAAGUUUCAAAAAGUUUAAUUGGAAAAGGAUACGGAUAGAGAGCUGUUAAAGAAAGGCAUUGAUAUUUUUGGUUUGUCUCAGUGUCUUUGAUUGUAUAUUGUUUCUAUUAGGAUUAUUCGUGUUGCGUUUGAGUUGGAUUCAAUACAGAACAUUUUAUAAAAUCGUCUUACUUACAUGUCAUUUACUAGAUUUCCACAACGAUAAUAUCUAAAAACUUAUAAAUCUGGGAUAUUUCACUUUAAAACCGAAUAUGAAAAUAGAAUUUAAUCUCCUUCCAAGAAUACGAGAUGAAAUAACAAUCCUACAAUAUUCGUAAAACUUAAUUUACCGAAAAAUUUCUGGUAGAUCUACCAGCAUAAAUGAAAAACUAUAAAUUUUUUUUAACUGAAUCGGUUUCUCUCUUCAAUAUUGAGGCUUUAUUUUAUCAGACAACUAACCGAGAGGAUUAAAAUAUAGAUGCCGUGAUUUUAAAACUUUAAGCUUACCGAAUUUUAUCUUUUCCAUAAAAAAUAAUAACUCCUUUAAAUAAAGAAUAUAAUUCUCUAGUUUUUAAUAUCGAAUAAUUUUUUUAUGGUUUAUUCCUCAUUAUUUUAUGUUUUAUUGUAAGCCUUUCAUAAAGGUGUAAAAAAUAUCAAUAAAAAUAAUUUUUCUAACAUGACG